ACUGCGGACUGGGUGGUUAUGAAAGCGAACAAAAUCAAAAUAUUCUAGUUAAAAUUAGUGACUUUCCAUCAAAAAGCACACCAAAAUGACGUUGAUUGGAGCAAUUUUAAGGACCACUUAUCUCCCACCGGUGAGAACUUUCCUAGCUCGCUCGCUUCACACCGGGAGCCCCAGCUGCUUCCGCUUCACGCCAAUCCUCUGUGCGGAACCGUUGAAGAAAAAGAAAAAAAUCGACCCACAGGUCCUGAAGCAUCGGGAGGAACGGAAGCGCAAACGGUUGGAGAAGCAGAUCCGCCGGCUGGAGAAGAAUGCCCGCCAGUUGAAGCCGGUGGAAGAGCUGGAACUUCCGAUUGAACUGAUCGACGAACAGGCCCAACGGAAGCGAACGGGUGUCAAGGUCAGUGCUCAGGUGGCCGAGAGCCGGGUGCUGCUGGAGAAGCAGUGGGCCAAGUACAAGAUGGCGGAAAAGUUGGCCGACUAUCAGCUGAUCGAUCGGGUGUUGGCAGCGCAGACGAAGGCACUGAACGAGCUGCGGUUGGAAUCGGAGGAGUUGUACCAGAGCGCGGUGCAGGUGGACGAAGGGCUGGUGCCAUUCCAGGCGGUGGGCCCGGUGGUGACGCCUCCGAUCGAAGGCUACGAGAUGCCCGACGGCGAGUAUCUGGAUGUGUCGAAGAAGUUUGAGUAGAGUCGGAGAAAUGCAUAUGAGUUGAUAGGUAGGUGUU
Messenger RNA from Ochlerotatus camptorhynchus, 722 nucleotides. It is a transcript of the gene mRpL40, whose product is annotated as mitochondrial ribosomal protein L40. The record is from RefSeq and is a predicted model, not a curated record. NCBI's taxonomy places the organism in Eukaryota, Metazoa, Arthropoda, Insecta, Diptera, Culicidae. Bases 86 to 685 code for a protein of 199 amino acids. The transcript is spliced from 2 exons. Gene Ontology annotation, cellular component: mitochondrial ribosome; mitochondrial large ribosomal subunit.